AUGACUCGGCUAACUUCAUUUGUAGGAAUCCUCACUUUUGCAUCGGUAUCUGCUUUCAGCCAGCAUUCAACCCCGAGAAAUCAACAAGCGAAACUUCAAGAUUCAGGAGAUGUCAAUGUUGUUGCGAAAGCCUUAGCGACUGCUGCCAUGACAGCUUUUUUGUGGGCUGCACCCAUGCCUCUGACGCACGAGUUGCAUGGAUCUUCAUAUAUCGCUAACGCCGUCGAAAAGGCGUCGGGAACUGGAAGCCGAGUGAAUAAGGAUGCAGACUCGCUUCUCAGAUUGGGUUUGCCGAUCAAGAAUAAGGAGGUCCGUGGACUUCAAGAGACUUUGGAAACAAUCAAGUACGAUAUUGGAUCGAAGAGAAAAUCUGCUGCUUUGGAUGGUGUGAAGAAGUCGAAAUCUUAUUUGACGGGAAAGACAGCUGAGAAAAUGAAAGCAUCGUGUCGUUCUCCUUCCGUGUGCGCUUCUCUCAUUACUGAAAUUGACUCUUUGCUUGAUCCUCUUCAAGCAUCAAUGAAGCAAAGUCAAGAUGCAUUCACAGGCAGUGAACAAGAGCGAACAGCACUAGACAAAGCAUAUGACGCACAACAAAAGGCAACCACGUUUUUGACGGAUUUGGAGGAACAAAUGAUCCCUGAAAACUACGAGACUCCUGUUCCCUCUGACUAUUCAGACUUGCCUCGGCUGACGAAGCGGGCAACCGUUGAGAUGGUUGUUAAAAAAGCCGAAGCCGGUGCACAAUUUGAUGUCAAUGGCGUGAAUUUCCCAGAAGCUAAAAUGACAAUGGUGAUUGAUGGUUAUACAGCUCCAAUCACAGGAGGCAACUUUGUAGAUUUGGUAAACAAGGGAUUUUACACCAAUAUGGCCAUUCAAAGAUCGGAUGGAUUCGUUGUGCAGACAGGUGAUCCAGAUGGUAAGGCCGUCGGCUAUGUUGGUACUCCUGGCAAAGCUAUUGGUGCUGGUCCAAAUGGAGAGAGACUGAUCCCUACUGAGAUUUUUGUGCGGGGAGAUAAAGGCCCAUUCUAUGAGUCGACCAUUGAGGAUGAAGGCCGUGGAGGUGAAGCUACCAUUCUUCCUUUCUCUGCAUAUGGUGCAAUGGGUUGGGCGAGAGAAGAAUAUGAUGUCAACUCUGGAAGCUCCCAAUUCUUCUGGUUGCUGUUUGACUCCGAUUUGACCCCAGCUGGAAAGAAUGUGCUCGACGGACGUUAUCCAUGCUUUGGAUAUGUGGUCGAAGGAUCUGACUUUCUAUCCGAUAUUAAGGAAGGCGAUGUCAUUGUAAGUGCAAAGGUGACAAAAGGGCUUGAAAACUUGGUGGAACCAAAGGCUUAG
This is a messenger RNA of Cylindrotheca closterium, 1332 nucleotides long. The record is from the annotation of a GenBank genome assembly. Lineage: Eukaryota; Bacillariophyta; Bacillariophyceae; Bacillariales; Bacillariaceae.